GUUUGUUGUUUGCGCUGAAGAGCCAAACAAAUGCCCGCAAAACCAAUUGUCUUGUAGUGAAAGUCACGUGUCAUUUGAUCCGCAAAAAUGGCCAGAAAUACGAUCGAAAUCCCGCUGAAGGAGUCGGCGGACGAAGUGAUUGAACUGGAUUUGGAUGAACUGCCGGAUUGUCGGGAAGUGUUGCAGAUAUUGCAGUCGGAGACCGCGCCGCUCUCCGUUUGGAUCCAAUUGGCGUUGGCCUAUUAUAAGCAGAACAAAGAACCGGAUUUCGUGCAACUCUUGGAGAGCUCCCGAACCGACGCCUCUCUCAUAUACCCGGACUACGAGAGG
Molecule: messenger RNA, 330 nt
Organism: Medioppia subpectinata
Lineage: Eukaryota; Metazoa; Arthropoda; Arachnida; Sarcoptiformes; Oppiidae
Source: the annotation of a GenBank genome assembly